Molecule: messenger RNA, 1461 nt
Organism: Odobenus rosmarus divergens (Pacific walrus)
Lineage: Eukaryota; Metazoa; Chordata; Mammalia; Carnivora; Odobenidae
Exons: 5
Coding region: 1-894 (297 amino acids)
Source: RefSeq, a predicted model, not a curated record
AUGGAUAUUCUCAAACACCUGCUGUUUCCAGGCACUGCGCUGGGGGCCCUAAUCCACCAUCUAUUUAAUCCUACGGCCUCUCAAGGUUUGGGAGGCCAGGGGAGCUCAGUAGCUUGCCCAAAGCCGCGUGCUGACAAGUCGAAGAAUGCGGAUUUGCACGCAGGAAAAGCCAAGAGAACCAUCGAGAUCGCAGCCCCAACACCACCGAGCACCAGGCCCACCCGCUUUCAGCUGUUUGUAAAAUCGUCGAAUCCCCCUCCCUGGACUGCAAAUUACCGCCUAGAGGCGGGGAGAGGGUGUGGAUGUUGGGCCUGGAGGUCGGUCAAGGUUAGACGGCGGGAUCCGGGUAGCAGGGCUGUGGCCGACGCGCGCCACAGCGGAAGGCGGCGAGGAGAAAGCCAGCGCGGGGAUCCCACAGCUCCUCCCGGCACCUGCAGUCUUGGCGCCUUUUCUGUCCGACCACGCCCCGCCCCGCCCCGCCCCGCCCCUCCUCGCACACUAGCGGAGGGUCCUAGUGCCGAGCGUCAGCUUCGGCCUUUGGCGGCUCUGGCGGCAGCGGCCGGAGGGGGUGUCUGUGUAAGUGACGCGGCGAAGCUAGAAUCUCGCCGGCCCUCCUGGCUUCUCCUCAGCCGGCAGGGCGGGGCCGCACGGGAGACCUCUGGGUGCUGUCCAGCAGCGUCCGGGAGCCGCAGGGGGCGCGGGGAGGCUGCGGCGACUUCUAAGAGGGGCGGGCGGUAUGGAGCGGGGUCCGUGUGCGGGUCUGGAAGGGGCCGCGGCGGCGCGGGGAGCGGGCUGCAGGUGCAGCGAGGUGGAGCCGCUGUGCGGAGAAAGGCUGUCCUCGCUGCCUUUCUGCGCCUUGUCUCGGUCGCGGAGCGGCGAAUGGUUUCUCCGUGAGGGCACUGAGGGCGAGAUGAGGGGUACCCCACUGUCGCUCUCACCCCGCCAUUCUGCUUCCGGUCCUCAGGCCCACCCGGAUCCCUUGUCCUCACUAGCUCGUCCUUAAAAGAUGCGGGACCUCGUGGACAACCCUAGGCCGCGGGCGCGGGAGUGCGAGCCACGCUGCCGCAGCGUAGACCCGCUCUGCUGGGAGCACGUGGCCGCUCCGGGAAGUGUCCGCAGGGAAUUGCUGUAGGGGUGCAUGGGUGACCUUGAGCUUGUAGCCCUUCGCUCUCGGGGCCUACGCGGGCCCUGGUCUCACUGCUGAAAGGGACGGAGCUGUCCUCGACUUGGUUACUAGUGUGUCCUGGGAAUUUGAUGGGAGUUUCUGUAAGCCGUGCGUUUGAACUCUGGUACGUCCUGAUCUUCAGCGUUGCCGCUGGCCUUGUGUGUGGGUUCUCCGUUUUCCCCAGGCAGAAGCCCCCUGAACUCCGCAGGUAUUGACUCGAAGAUUAUUCUGAUUGCUAGGCUCUCCUUGUUGUAAGGUGGGAGACGCAGAAAUAAUCUGACUUACACUUUGUGAAA